AUGUAUUUUUUUGUGAUACUACCGCUGCUGUCGCUGUCUUUUUGGUCUGUAAUCUCUUACUACAGUUUUUGGAAAUAUGUUUAUAAUGGUCAAGUCCUAAAAUCAGGAGCUAUCUUAGAAGAUCAGCAUCAGAAAACUAUUGCAGACAAGGAUUCUCAUGAUUCUCAGAUAAAGAAAAGCAUCCCAGCAGAAUUACAUGGACCCGCUCUGAAGCCAGUGUUUGAAGGUUCUUUACCCGAGAACAACAAUUUCUUACAUUCUGCAGAUGCUGUUCAUCUGUCUUUGGUGGCUUGUGGUGAUCGUCUUGAUGAAUCUAUCGUUCUUCUCAAAUCAGCUGUACUUCUCACACAUCAGCCUCUCAUCUUUCAUCUUUUUGUUGAAGAUGUUUUACAGAAAAAUUUCAGAGAUCAGUUGGAAUUUUGGCCAGACGAGUUCAAGCGUAAAAUCUAUUACCGGAUUUUCCCCAUCAGCUACCCUAGUGACCAAAAUUCUAACGAGUGGCGAAAACUCUUCAAACCUUGUGCCUCACAACGUCUCUUUAUUGCUUCUUUUCUGACAGAUGUUGAUGCUCUUCUUUAUGUUGACACUGACAUUUUGUUCCUGAGCCCAAUUGGAGCCAUUUGGCAGCAUUUUAAUAAUUUCACUGCUUUACAAUCAACUGGUCUUGCACCUGAACAUGAAGAUGCUGUUACUGGAUGGUAUAACCGAUUUGCCAGACACCCUUACUAUGAGCCUUUAGGAGUCAACUCUGGUGUGAUGUUAAUGAACCUGACAAGGUUACGCAAGUCAAAUUGGCAGUCAGCAAUUCUUGAAUAUUAUAAAAUUUACAAAAUGUAUAUUGUCUUUGGUGAUCAAGACCUCAUCAAUAUCUACUUUCAUUUUCAUUCAGAUGAGCUCUAUAUAUUCCCAUGCCAUUGGAAUUAUCGACCUGAUCAUUGUAUGUACAUGAGUGUUUGCAAGUCAGCUGAACAAGAAGGGGCUGCCAUCAUUCAUGGCUGUCGAAGAGUCAUGCAUACAGAUAAACAACCAGCUUUUAAAGCCGUUUACUUAACGUUUUAUAAGCAUCGUCUUGGUGCUGACCUUCAGUAUAGCCUCCUGGAUACUCUGAAACGGGAAUUAGACAAUGUCUCAUCAACAAAAUGUGGUCAGGUCCGUUACAUAUUCAGUAAAUGGAUAGAAAAGGAGAUAUUAAACAGCCCCACAGAAAAUGGACACUGGUGA
Molecule: messenger RNA, 1221 nt
Organism: Acanthosepion pharaonis
Lineage: Eukaryota; Metazoa; Mollusca; Cephalopoda; Sepiida; Sepiidae
Source: the annotation of a GenBank genome assembly